AUGCAAACUUCCGUAUCACCAUCGUCUACUCCAAAACGUAAAACAGCAGCCGAAAGGGCAGCGGAAAGAGAAAAAAAGCAACAAGCUGAACAAAAAGAACGAGAACGUAAAGUAGCGGAGAAGGCUGCUGAAAAAGAGAAGAGGGAAAUUGAGCGAAAAGCAAAAUUAGAAGCAAAGGAAGCUGCCAAAAAAGAAAGAGCUCAAUCAAAGAUGGGUCUAAUGAAUUACUUUUCUCCUAUUAAAAAAGAACCUCCAAAGGAAGAAAAAGGAGUGACUCACGAUGAUCCAAAACUGGCAUCAUUCUAUAGUCAUUUCCGGCCUUUCUAUGUUAAGCUAACGAUGACAAUGGCACCCAUAAACAGAUUCGAGCAUCCUGUCCCUAAAGAUUUCGAUGAUUUAGUGUUUGGAGAAUCUUUGGCAAAUUUCUCUGAAAUUCCGCAAAAAACAGCUGAUCCUGAUGUAUAUUUAAGAGAUUUUUUAUCAAUAGUCAAUAAAAAGUUAUUAAAGAAACGAGGUGCCCGAAAAAUGAUUUCUGUAAAAGAUUUAAUGCAAGGACGAUUUGGCAGUUCUGUGCCAGAGCCUGUUGUUGCUGAUAUGGAGAUUGACACAGAAGCUUGCGAUCCGGUUGUUGCUUCGAUAGAUUUAGAGGAUCGAUCAUCUUCAACUGAUAAUGACAAAAGAACAAUGGACAGUGAAGUUACCAAUCUUUCCGAGAACGAGUCGUCAUCAUUUAUGGGGGAUCCCUCUGAGAUGUUGAAAGAUUUGAGCAAAACAAAAAUGAAAUUGUUACAAUUCUAUGAAGACUUUUAUAGACCAGCGUAUUAUGGUUUGUUUUUUGUACCUGGACCAAAAAAAGUAAAACGAUUUCGGGUCGACGACCAUUUGAACUAG
Messenger RNA from Ambispora gerdemannii, 891 nucleotides. Lineage: Eukaryota; Fungi; Glomeromycota; Glomeromycetes; Archaeosporales; Ambisporaceae. The record is from the annotation of a GenBank genome assembly.